GGGGCCGCCGGCGAGGAGCUGCUGUUUGGGGAGCAGAACGGGCUGUAUCACUGCCCUCCGCCUCACCCUUCUCAGGAACCGUCGGUGGAGCUCCUGCUCUGCCAGCUGCCCGAGGCGGGGCACGGCUUGGGGGAGAGCCGGACGUGGCACUGCUCGGGAUGCCUGCUGGGCACCUGCUGGUGCAAGAGUUGCCUGAGCGUGUGCUUUCUGGCGAUGCUGUGCUUCGCCUCGCUCGCCUUGGUGCGCCAGUACCUGCGGGACCUGAUGCUCUGGGCUGAGGGCUUGGACAGCCUGGCCGGCGUACUGCUCUUCACCGUGGGCUUCAUCGUGGUGUCCUUCCCUUGCGGUUGGGGCUACAUCUUGCUCAACGUGGCCGCUGGCUAUCUUUACGGCUUCGUGCUGGGCAUGGGCCUCAUGGUCCUUGGGGUCCUGAUCGGCACCUUCAUCUCCCACGUGGUCUGCAAGAAGCUCCUGGCCCGGUGGGUGCUGGCCAGGAUCCAGGGCAGUGAAAAGCUCAGCGCUGUCAUCCGCGUGGUGGAAGGAGGAAGCGGCCUCAAGGUGGUGGUUCUGGCCAGGCUGACGCCGAUACCCUUUGGACUCCAAAAUGCACUCUUCUCUAUCACAGAUCUUUCAUUACCAAACUACCUGAUGGCUUCUUCCAUUGGAUUACUUCCAACUCAGCUUUUAAAUUCCUACCUGGGAACUACCUUGCGCACUAUGGAAGAUGUUAUCGCAGAACAAAGUUUUAGUGGCUAUUUCAUUUUUAGUUUACAGAUUGUAAUAAGUAUAGGCCUCAUGUUCUAUGUUGUCCACCGUGCUCAGAUGGAAUUGAAUGCAGCCAUAGUUGCAUGUGAAAUGGAAAUGAAGACAUCACUUGUGAAAAGCAGUCAGACAAGCAGCAACAAUUCAACUUUUUGCAACAAGAGGACGCUUGCAUUUUCUGGAGGAGGAAUCAACAUUGUGUGAUUUCCUCUCAUUUUCUGCAGUAUUAUGUUAGAUUUGUGAAACUGAGUAAUUUAAUCUGUUGCUUAAGACUGCUGGACUUUUCAGCAAAACUUAAAAUCCAAGUGGCUGGAAGAUGUACUAUGUUACAAACUACGUGGCAGUUUUUAAAUGGUAAAAUGGCUAAAAUUUUGUAGGGUUCAAUAGUAACUGUAAACAUAGAUGCAAAUCUGGCUGCACCGUUGUCUUUAUUAUAGUUAUCAUGAUUUAUAGUCUGCACUUUAGACUUCGUUUGGUGUUUGCUUUUAUAAACUGAAGAAUACCCUGAUACAGUUUUCUUUCUGCUUAGCAUUAUUUAUAAGGCUGACUAAUAAACAGUAGAUCUUUAAUACUUAUAAAAAUGUAAAGUAUGCAAUUUCAUGUGCAGUACUCUUAAAUGUGUGUGUUUUUGAAACUCAGUGAAACCUUGAUUUGACAGUGCAGUUUAGAGAGUGGACUUUGUUCCUCCUGAAUGUCCAUGAAAUUGCAGAUUACAUCAUCCCUGGUGAUUUGCCUAUCUGCAAAUGAUGUAAUACUUAUAGAAAAUUACAUAUCUAGAUUGCUUUGGGUGGAAGACUUUUGUCCAUUAUUUGGGAAGAUAUUGGAGAGAAAUUUGACCUACUGCACCUGAAGUCCACUAAGUGGAUGUCCACUAAAUUGAGGUUUCACUGUAUUUCUGGAAAGGAAUACAAUCUCCUUUCAUAACUGGGAACAAUCAAUGCAGAAAAAUCCCAUUUUUCAUGACUGGGAAGUUAAGAUGAGCACUUCCUCAGGAGAGGGCUCUUCUGGAAUCCAGAGUAAUUUUCUUGUCUGUAAUAGGUUACAGGGCAACCCCAUGCUUCUUUGGGGUACCCACUAAAGAAAAGUGGAGAACAUUUUUGCUAUUUUGGAAACCAUUUGGUUUCCUUACUUUGUUUUGCUGAGAGCUAAGGGAGAGAAAGAACCCCUUAUAUAAAUCUUUAGUUGAAUGUAUUUUUGUAAGCCUCUGAAAUGUUCUGGAGCCAUCAUAAUUGUUCAUAUAAGUUCAAAUCCUACAUUGUGGGACUGAAGUGCUCUUAUAUAACAUGUUAAGUUAUACUGUGUAAUAUGCAAAGUAAAAGGGAAACUACAGAGUACUUAAUAGAUUGUGGCAAAGAAUGGUGUGAAGGAGAAUUUGCAGGUAAAAUGCAAAUCUUUGACUUGGUUUUAUCAUCCUUGUGAGUAACAACAAAAGGGCUCUUCCACAGUUUCUAACUAGCUGUGAAAAGAUUUUAGGAAACCGUACAUCAGAUUUGCUUCAUUCUGCAUCCUCUAACACUAGCAAAAUAGGUGGAAAUCUUUCUGAAAACAUCAUGAUACUAAUUAAUCACGUGGCCUUUAUUUUUUAGAGAAGACCUUUUGGUUUUUCUUUUUAAAAAAGCUUUAAAAAUCCACACAAUUCCUCCCUGAGUAUAUUUUCCUCUGAUCAUAAAAUAAUGCUCUUGUGUAAGUUUUCUGCAGUAUUUUAAGAUUUGUAUCUAUGAGGCUGUGAAGAUUGCAUGUGUCCCUUUCUUCUUUUUUUGAAAAAUUAGGAAAAGACAGGUUUUCCAUCUUAAAAGCAUUGACUAGAAAAUGGCAGAAAUGUCUUGAGGCUCAGGAAUCUGUAAACAUUUUUAAAAGAAUAUUUCAUACAAUGUGUUGAAUUCUCUUUAGAAAAUCACCAAGGUUUGAAUGGACUGGAAUAAGCCUAGCUAUGCUUAUAUGUAUUCAUAUCAUAAUUCUUUAUAGAUUGCAUAUUUGUAUGCCUGACAUGAGAACUCAGAAAGAUACUUCAUAGCAGUUUGAACCAACUCGAAUCUUUGAACUCAAUUUUAUUUUUGUCUGAACAAUAGAGUCAAUUUCUGGCUCUUACACUUUUGGAAUACUCCUUCCAUUCCCUCCUAGUCUGUUGUCAUGGUGCAGUGAUUUGUGAAAAGCUAUAAACCAUAACUACAAUGAAAUACAAAAUUCGGCCAUUGACUUCAACAGGUUUGUUUGUUGUUGAGGCAAAUUGUUUUCAAAUUUAUUGUGCAGAAUAAUCUUCUGCUCAGACUCUACCAUAUUUGUUAGAUAGCUGAAUAAGUAAAUAUGCCAUAUCCCCAUGUAAUUUAAAAGAUCAUAAUAUUUCAAAUUUAAUGAUAAAUAUGGAACUAUUGGCAAGUCCUUGUCUGGGAAAUUCAGUGUUGUUCUAUAGUUGCAUUGCUUUUGCUCCUUGAAAAUUGGAAGUUUGGCUACUAUUUUAUUACACUUUGACAGUGAAUGAUUGCUGAUCCCUUUAUUACUGUGGCUUUUAUUUGAAAAGUAAUACCAGUAGGCACUGUAACUUGGAUGUUACUUCACCCAAGGUUUUACCAAUACUUGUUAUUUUGUGAACUCCUUUGUUAACAACAAUAAAGGAAUCUUUGCAAAGCUGUA
Molecule: messenger RNA, 3393 nt
Organism: Python bivittatus (Burmese python)
Lineage: Eukaryota; Metazoa; Chordata; Lepidosauria; Squamata; Pythonidae
Gene: TMEM64
Product: transmembrane protein 64
Biological process (GO): regulation of cytosolic calcium ion concentration; positive regulation of bone resorption; positive regulation of osteoclast differentiation
Cellular component (GO): endoplasmic reticulum
Source: RefSeq, a predicted model, not a curated record